GCCCGCUCAGAGAUGUGUAUAAGAGACAGACCUAAGGAGGAUCAAUCUAAGGAGGAGGAGUCAUUAGAUAUACUUGGUAAUGGUCAGCUGAAGAAGAAAGUUCGAAAGAAAGGCCAGAAAGAUGUAAAGCCGCAAAGAGGUGAUAUAUGUACACUAGAAAUGAUUGGUAUGCUUGACGAUGGGACAGUAGUGGAAUAUAAUGAUAACAUGUCGAUACAAGUAGGGGACUUGGAAGUAGUACAGGGAUUGGACCUAACGAUUGUAUUGAUGGAAUUGGGCGAAGUUGCCGAAAUUCGAGUUGAUCCUAGAUUUGCUUAUGGCACACGUGGCGAUGGAUCUGUACCACCUAAUGCUACUGUUACAUACAUGGUUGAAUUGAAGGCGAUAACAGAUGAGCCUGAGAUAGAAACUCUGAGCAUUCGGGAAAGAAGAGAAAUAGGGUAAUAAUUUUAUUUAUAAGUCACAUAUAAUUGAAC
This is a messenger RNA of Wasmannia auropunctata (little fire ant), 476 nucleotides long. Its product is annotated as peptidyl-prolyl cis-trans isomerase FKBP8-like. The transcript has 2 exons. Lineage: Eukaryota; Metazoa; Arthropoda; Insecta; Hymenoptera; Formicidae. The coding region runs from base 13 to 444 and encodes 143 amino acids. Gene Ontology annotation, molecular function: peptidyl-prolyl cis-trans isomerase activity. The record is from RefSeq and is a predicted model, not a curated record.